CUCAGGCUCACAUGGAAUGUACCCUACGCCGCAUAAAGAAGUACAGCAGGUACCUGCUUAAUGGAGUGGAGUAACUCAAACCUUACCACCCAGCAACCAUUAAGUCACAAAGACUGGAACGAAUGUUAAGCAGUUUGACACUUUUUUGUUUUAAACUCUCUCCACCAGUUUGUGCCCGCUUUUUCAAUCAUUCUCUGCUUUCAAGAUCCCCCUCCUCGCCAAGAUCCGGAUGCGGGUUACACAGCUUAUUGUCUCACUACAAGGAUCCGAAUAUGAUAUGACGUGUGAUUAUGUAGCGAGGAACUACACUUGAAUCAACAUCAUGGACGAAGAAGACACUAUGGAAGUUGAGGCGUGGAGACGCACUCAUCUCGGAGACGAACCUAUUUACUGCGCUGCGCCGUCCCCCUCGAAUCCAGACGACAUCAUCUGUCUCGGAUCGGACGAAGAGCUUGACGAUGAUGCAAAAGUCGAGAAGAGACUACGAUAUGAAGCCCAAGCACUCCGAUAUUUAAAAGGCAAACCUAUCCAAAUAGUAUCCGCAUCUUUACGUGGCCCAUUCGACAAAGCCUCAGGUUGGGAAAAUCCCUGGCUGCCGAAACCCAAACCCGCCAUCAAACCAUCCGUUCUCAAACCCUUUCCGCGUCGGCAUAAGUCUACAGCGAUCAAAGAACGCCUCCGCAGAGUUCUCGACUGGGAUAAUACUACGUCGGGCACUGAAAAUUCGUUGGAUUGCCAUCUGCCAAGUCCCGUUAGCAAUCGCGAGUUACCACUCUAUAACAACGAUUUCACAAAAGACAAACACAAUCGGGUACACGCUUGGGCACAGGAGGUGUCACUAGAGACACCAUUGGAGAGGGAUUCUUUCUGGGCACCCAGUCAUGUGGUUCAUGAAAAGAAUGAUGAGAUGAACAGGAAACGACCAGCUGGGAACGAAUGGUUGAAAAAGAAAGCAUCGAAGCGAAAGAGACUUACUAGCUCACAAGAUGCAGUAGCAGGGUCGAGUCCCACGCCUAUGUCAUCAGCACAAUCACCAGUGCGCAGCAGAGCUAUGCCCGUAGGUAAUGGUCAGGCUAAGAAGCUCACUCUCCCCAAAAAAGGAGUCAGCCAAAGCUUCGAGUUAGCUACACCAUCAUCCACUGGUGACCAUAGCAGCCGCGACGCCCAAUUUGGAAAAAUUGAGACCUCUACAAAAUAUGCUGUAGUUCCGGUUCAGGACAUGUCACCCAAAGCUACUGGGGGAACUGGUGUAGACCUGAAGAGACGACGCAUCAACUCAAUACUCGAUGGAUCGCUUAAUACAAGCGGCCGAGAACACGAAGAAGCCUCGAGAGCCACCACAAGCGAUUCAGAACGAACUCUUGAAGACGAAGUAGACCCAGCUCUAAAGAGCGACCAAGAAGAAGAUGAUAUAAGUUUCGAGAGCCAUUUAGAUUCCAGUUUUCACUUUCGGGCUCGACCCUCUAAGCGAAAGCCCUCUGUAACAGCCCCAGAGGCCCCAAUUACAGGCACUUCUUCCCAACUAGCUCAGACUACAACCGCAGAACCCUCAGUUCAAGAAAAGUUGGUGUCUACUUCGGCCACCCAAAUAGAAGGGCAGCCCACACUCGUAAUUCAAGCUAUAUAUCCAGAGAGGCAGAUCCGGGAACCGGAAGAAAUGACAGAUCUACCCGAAUAUGCACCAAACGAGCAAGCGAAGGACGACAAUGUUGAUAACAACAAACUACAUCCAUUGAUCUUGCUAGAGGGUGAAGAAGAAUCAUCUGAAAAUCAAAGGAUUAGAAACAGUGACGAAAGUACGUCUCAAAGUAAUGAACCCAUUAGUUGUACGGCUAUUGCAGAAGCCAAGCCGUCUUCAGAAAAGCAACCGCCUAGUGGAAAUUCGAGUCCAAUACAUGCGCACUCAAUCAGCGCUCAGGUCAUGGAGGGUGACGCCAACGUGACCCGUAGGGAAGACAAACCAGUCGAGGAUACGAUAGUUGAAACACGCCAAGUGGAUUCCGCAUCAUUCGCAGACGAUGAAUAUACAUUGGUCGAUACUAAUGGGGAUUUCAACAAGAGUCUUCCGCAUGAGACUGAAUUGAAUUCCAUUAGUCACACCACUAAGGACCGAGUCACUAUGAGUAUAUCAAAUGCAGAGCCACACGACCGUGUGCAAAGCAUCGGAGCACAUGGGGAACAAGAAAUCGGACAAAAUACCGAGCCCAUCUCAAAUAUCACACCACCCUCAGAACUAGAACAAGUAGGUGAUGUUCUGAAAACCUCCAUAGAGAAGCAAGGGGAUGUUGAGGUUAAAAUGGAGAUUGCUACCAGCGUUGAAGAGGCUACCCAGGAAAGUGUCCCGGCCCAAACCACAUUAUUGGAUUCCCCAGCAAUCUUCAUGCGGCAAAGCCCGUGGGUUUAUGAAUUAUCUCCAGGGGCGGACCUUACACCCGAAUAUGUUAAGUCAGAGCCGGACGAUAACCAGUCAUUCUUUUCUCUUCUAAGCUCACACGCUAGUUUCCAUGAUAUGUCUAGAAUUAGACCAUCGCAACAGAGCCCAUGGGCCGGAGAAGUUUUGGGGGCGGUGGGAACAGAUGGACAAAGUAAUCAUCCUGCAAGCCUAGAUACCGGAUUUACGAGUCAAGCACUCGCCGCAGCAGUCCCCCAAGAACCCCAGAGCCCAUGGGGCGAGACUGGCAUCGCUAUCGCACCACAGCACAAACAUCAACCUAUUUCGCCUAUGCCAGCUGCCCGCGAUGAUAACGAGUCGAUACCCCAACAGCCCAUGGCAACUACUAUACCUGAGUAUAAACAACCGGAAAAUCGUAUUAACGGACCUUCUACACCACCAAGAGUACACGCAUCUCCUGCACGUACCCCUGACUUUGGGAAUUCGAUCAAAUUGCUCGCCUUGUUCAACACUCCAUCACCUAGAAAGCGACGAGAAUCCACGAGGCAGCAUACAUCUACAGGUCGUACACGUAGUAUCCUUUCUCGUGGUGUAUAUUCGAACCCACUAAACAAUCGCUCGGAUAGGCGAGUGUCCUUUGCCUCAUUGCCUAAUGAAAUUGACGACGAUAGUCUGGUGGCACACGACAACACAAGAGUCGCAUCACCCCCACUCCAGACAAAGGUCAAUUUUGAAGAAGAUGAAGAUAUUGAGGGUACCUUCCAAACCCAUUUUGAUGCCAUGAAACGGCGUGCUAGUGAGCGUGUGCAAUUCCGUUUUCAGCCACGAUUGCUACCGAGUUCGUCGCAGCAGAAGCCUAUGACACCGACAGUUGGUGCGAUGGCUGAAGCUUUCCGGAACGCAGACGCGCAGAUAGCUCAAGUACCAUCUGCACAGGAACAGCCAGCCGGGCACGAAGAGGAAAGCGUCGAUGUAGAGAUGUGUGACAGAGAGCAAUUUCCUUGGCAAAAGGAGGCUGAAGUGGACGACGUCGCUGACGUGUUGAACAACCUGGAUCAGUUCCUGGACGCUUGGGAUGUAGACACUGAGCUCCAGCGAGUACGAUAGGAGCCGAAUGGAGGGAAUCAGAGUCGGAGAGGUUUCGGAUGAGGAACGAUAUAAUUACAUGACGAAAGCAGCGUUACGGUACUGCAUUUGAGGAACCGGCCGGAACUGGAGAUGAUUUUGAUACCCAUAAUUAGGCGUCAUUGCUUUAGCAUAGUUAGGAGUUUUGAUUGAUCGCAUGGCAUCUAAUAUGCCCAUAGGCUGGUAGCGCUUUUAUAUCGCAUAUUGUUAGGCACCAUCUUCAUUGCAAGACAAUAGAGCAGCUCAAUUUUUAUAAGAUUAUACAUUA
This is a messenger RNA of Hypoxylon trugodes, 3785 nucleotides long. RefSeq lists its product as uncharacterized. The coding region runs from base 323 to 3499 and encodes 1058 amino acids. NCBI's taxonomy places the organism in Eukaryota, Fungi, Ascomycota, Sordariomycetes, Xylariales, Hypoxylaceae. The transcript has a single exon. The record is from RefSeq and is a predicted model, not a curated record.